AUGUCCACUGAAGAUAUUAUUUAUGAAGUGAAGGGCAAAGCUGUAGUGAUAACCCUCAAUAUCCCUAAAAAAUUGAAUGCUUUGAAUGGGGACCAAUACUUGCAAUUGGGCAAAUAUAUUGAAGAGGCCGACAAGGAAGAGGAUACGAUAAUGACUAUUAUCCAAUCCACGGGGAAGUUUUUUAGCGCGGGAGCCAACUUUGCCGAUAAGAAAUUGAUGGAAACAGACCCAGCGGAAUUAUUUACACAUGAAUACUGGUUACUGAGAUUUGUCGCUAGGAAUGUAUGGUUGACAAACUUGUUUAAUGACCACAAGAAGAUUUUGGUUGCUGCUGUCAACGGCCCUGUUAUUGGUUUGACUUCGGCUUUGUUGUUGUUGUGUGACUUGAUAUACGUUAACGAUUUAAGUAAAUUUUACCUUUUGGCACCAUUUGCUAAUUUAGGUUUGGUUGCCGAAGGUGCAUCAUCUGCAACCUUGUACUCAAGGUUGGGAUGGUCAAAAGCAGCAGAAGCUUUAUUCUUGGCAAAGCCAAUAAGUGGGCACGACUGUUACAAUGCAGGGUUCAUUAAUAAACACUAUGAUGGGAAAUUUGAGAGUGUUGAGGAGUUUAACACCACCGUUCAGAAUGAGUUGCUUGAUGCUGUUGAGAAUUUGCACGAGGAUUCAAUAUUGCAAAACAAACAAUUGCUCAAGCUUUCAAGAGAUCAACACAUUAACAACGCCAAUUCUCAAGAAGUCAUGAGAGGCUUAGGUAAAUGGUUAGAAGGUGUCCCACAAGGAAGAUUUGCUCAGUUGGCUGUAAAAGAGGUGAAACAUAAAUUGUGA
Lodderomyces oxycetoniae is the source of this 825-nucleotide messenger RNA. RefSeq names its product dodecenoyl-CoA isomerase (gene ECI1). NCBI's taxonomy places the organism in Eukaryota, Fungi, Ascomycota, Pichiomycetes, Serinales, Debaryomycetaceae. The transcript has a single exon. The record is from RefSeq and is a predicted model, not a curated record. Gene Ontology annotation, cellular component: peroxisomal matrix. The coding region runs from base 1 to 825 and encodes 274 amino acids. Gene Ontology annotation, biological process: fatty acid beta-oxidation.